AUGAGGAGUACAUUGGAGGAGGCGAUUGUGGAAACGCGCAGUACGCCUCUCGAAAAUCGCCCGCGACUUCCCCGCUUAGCCCUAAGCAAGCGGAAUCGGGCUGUCGUGAGGGCUCUGAACCCAAUGCUGGUUACUUACUUGGAAGCCAGCCGGGACCUUUGCGAGACGGACUCAAUUCUUUUUGGCGCCGCACUGGCAGUCUGCCGUAUUAUAGGCGCCAAACUUUCCACGGCUGGACGCGCUACUGGACAAAGUAGUGCUAUCCCAGCCUGGAGAAUAAGAAUUGAAGAACGUAUCGCAAGGGCUAGGGCCCUCAUCGGCAGACUGAUACGCUUCAGGUCAGGCAAUACCAGACCAAGGAUUGUGCGCACCGUCAGGAUGGCGCUUGCUGGGACAAAUGUUAGUUUGUCCCAGCCGGAUAUAACGCAAAAACUGACGGAGCGCAUGUCUAUGCGCUGCGUCAGGUUUUCGACGUGA
This is a messenger RNA of Parnassius apollo (apollo), 477 nucleotides long. The record is from the annotation of a GenBank genome assembly. NCBI's taxonomy places the organism in Eukaryota, Metazoa, Arthropoda, Insecta, Lepidoptera, Papilionidae.